AUUAUUUAACAUGCUCUAUCAUUGGUCUAAAAUCUUAAAUCAACACAUCCUUUCUGCUAAUCAGGCAAUAAAUUAAUGUUUUAAUUUAUUAUGAUUUACUGCUGAAAAUAAACUGGCAUGCACUUAUUGUAACAAGCUUGACAAAAAAACGCAGAUAAACCCUGGCUGGAUGUUUAAAGAUUUUAAGUAUAAAAGGUAGACCUAGUGUCUAGACAUACAGUCUGCUGUCUAAACAAGCUAUCAGAUUCACGUCUGUCGGCUUGGUAUUGAUUCACCUCUCGUGUAUUGUUAAUGUAGUCUCAAACAUGGGGAAAACUGCCGUCUUUACAGUCACUAGUGUCUCUUCUUAUCUACAAGUUUCUGAAUUUUAAUCAGGCUUGUUGUUUUUAACCAUUUUUUAUUGGGAUAUAAAUUAUUAUAUUUCCAAAGAUUACUUUUUACUAAAGGUUAGUCAUAUUUACAACAGACGGUUUUUUUUGGAACAUUAUAUAUGUGUGUGUGUGUGCAUGUGUGUGUGUGUGUGCAGACUUCAUUUGGAAAGAAUGUUUUUUUUGUGAAAUGUCGGAUACUAUGUAAGGAAGUUAACCAAUGAAUUCACCUCAACUUUUGACAGGUAUUCGCUAGACGAGGCAUUCAUGGAAUGAAAAUGACAGAUGUUUUGAAUCCUACUGUUUGCUUUGGAAAAAAUGUUGUACAAUCCAAAAGUGUUAAGGAAAGUAUGUGUAACACUGAUCUUCCAGUGGCUUUAAAGGAAGAUGUUGAAAGUGGAAGUAAUGAUGAUUUAGACACUGACAAACUGAUUCCAGGCAAUAGAACAGUCUUUGAAAAAGUAGAAACAGAAGAAAUUAACUCAUUAGGAGGGAAAUAUCCAGUAUUUGUAGCACAAAACAGUAAAGUUUUGAAUGAGAAAGUAUCUCAGGAAACUAUCAUAACCAAAGAAGUGUCUGGACUUAAUGACUUGUUGGGUGAAUCAGGGAAAAAUGAAAAGAAUGUCUGUCAGAAGAAAGUUAAUAAUGAAAAAGAUGUCAGAUGUUUGGACACAGCAUUAAAUACAUUACAUGAAAUGGAACCAGCUGAGAUCACUAAAGAUGUUGUUAAACGCAAUCGUAAAUAUGUUGUUAGAAGAAAGUUGAAUGGUAACAUAGAUCUUACAAAACCAAACAUUGGUGUUGGAAAAGACACAAAGCUGUCUGGAAUUAGUGAAGAUGUCAAUGACAGAAACAACAGUAGUUUGAAAUUUGAUGUUGAAGAGACAAAGAAAAGGUUAAAAAGAGGAAAGCUUUUUCCAAUUAGAAUUGAAGAAGAUAAAGGAUAUGAUAUCUCUGAGGAUGAUAUGGGUUUUACCGAUGAUUCUGAUGAUGACCCAGAUUGUACAGAUUUAGAUAAACUAUUUUUAAAUAGAAUAACAGAUGUCAAUUUGAAAGAAAAUGUUAAAGACUUGUUGAAAUUUGCUGAAGUACUUUAUAAGUGUACCUUAUGCACAUCCAUUCCAUCAAUUCUUACAUCAGAAGAAAGUUUCAUCAAACAUGUUAACAGACAACAUUUAUCUGAAGAUAAUCACUGCCAUACAUGCAAAAUGUGCUUAUUGAAAUUUAGAACAGAAGAAGAUUUGAAAGAACAUGUGAUUUAUUCACAUACAGGAAGUGAAGAGAACUUGUCAAGCGAUCUUACAGGAAGUGACAUCACAGGGUCACAUGACCAGGUAAUUGACAGUAAUAAUGACAGUGAUUCAGAUUCAUCGGGCCACAGGCAACUGAGGGCAAAAGUUAUAAAGAGAAGUAAACCAGUACAAGACUUUGAAAGUCCUAAACAGUUAGUGGAUCACACUGGAAUAGAAACAUUAAAUGGUUCUCUAGAUCUUACACAAAGGCAUUUUGAUGAAAAGCAGGAAACAGAUUGUGCAAACGGAAGCAAAUCAUGUAAAGAAGUAAGUGAGAUAGAUAUCAAACAAAUUACUGAUCAGAUAAUUAAAUCUGAUGUUCAGGGAAGAAAUGUGUCACAAGGAGGUCAUUCAAAGUUACCAUUUAUUCCAGGAUUUACCCUUGAAUUUGGAAAAUAUACAAAGUUAGUCAGAGAAGGUGGUAAUAUUGUGUACUUUUGUCAAAUUUGUAACUGGAAAUCGCCAAUAAAAACAACAUUUGAAGUUCAUUGCAAUAUGUCUUCUCAUAAAAAUAAAGUGUUCAAUGCAAACAAUCCAGAUGAUAGUUAUGAUUCAAGUUUGAAAAGUCCAAAAUACAGUGAAAAAAAUCAUUGUCUAUUUACAAAAACUGACCACACUAAAGAUAAAGGUAAGAGAUCUUAUGUGAACAAAAAUAUAUCAGUAGGUCCCAGAAUGCCAGAUCAAAAUUUGUUUUAUGACUAUAUAAUGAGACCAAGGGGAGGUAACCAGUAUAGAGGAAAAACCCCAGUUGUCUCCCCUUAUGGUACUAGUAGUUUUAUUGAAGAUGCAAGGUUCACUUAUAAAAGACCAAAUGAACACCCAGUUGAUUUAGCAAUGAAAAAAAGAAAAAGAAAUAUAAAGCAUUCAGAUGUUGGACAUAAGUCUGAUUCUGAGAGUGAUGAUAGUAGUGAUAUUAAAAACUGUUUUUUAUCAAAAUAUAAUCAUUCUUCGAAUAUGACAUUGUUAAGACAAAAGUUACUAGAAGGAAGUUGUGGUAAAAAAAUGAAGAACAACGGAAAAGAAUUUAAAUAUGUUGUUACAAAUUCAAGGUGUUCUUCAGACCUAUCUGCAAAUGAAAAUUCAAAGGAUUCUAAUCAUUAUGAGAGAAGUUCAUUGAAGAAUGAAAAGCUGGAAGAUUUAAUGUCUGAAAGUAAAGAAACCAACUCAGAACAUAAGGUGAGAAAUAAUGUAAGUAGCUCCUUGGGAAGGGAUGGUAUUUCAUGUUCAGCAAGUUCAGUGUUGAAAUAUAGAGCAAAGGAUGACAUUAAAUUUGCAGACUCAUUAUUUACAAUAUAUAAAUGUCAUGCAUGUUCAUUUAGAUAUUCUGAUGUAAAUGAAUAUGAGAAACAUUUUGACAAAGAACAUAAAUCAUCUGUGGCAAACUUUGUGAUCUUACAAAAGGGAAAUCCUGAAUCCAAGCAGCCAAUGUGCUCACAAGGCCACAGAGAGAUUGAGACUGGUUCCGGGUUCAUGGUGGAAUCAGGACUAGGUAUGGAAGGAAGAGAUCUAUUUGCUGGGAGAAAUGGGGACCAGCCAGUCUCAGGGAGCUGUGAAAUGGGAGAAAAUUGGAGAGUGCAGAAACUGAAAGAAGUACUUCCAGAUUUUGUGAUUGAGUGUGACCGGGGAAACACAUCUCGAGACUAUUUGUUGCAGUGCAUCAGCAGCUCCUCAGGGAUACAAGAUGCUGUACUUUGGUCUUCUGCAUGUAACAGAGCCAUGCGUGAACUAUUUCCUAACAGUCAAGCACAGAGAAAAGGCAAAUAUAAAAAAACAUAUUAUUUUGGUAUUUCUCUUCUUGAUGUCCACCAAAUACAGGAAGAACCGCCAGGAUUAGAAGGAGAAUCACUGUUAUAUCAGCCACAUAGGGAUAUCAAUAUUGACAUGGACAAAAUCGUGGAACAUCUUCCCUCAAUUCUGAGAUGGACAGGAAAUAUGGAAAGUGGUGUACAUCGUCAGGACUUGCUUAUAUUACUGUGUGAGGCUAUACAGGACACAGAUGCAAGUAACUGGGGUGCACAAUGCAACAGAGCAAUCCGACUGGUAUUUCCUAACAUUGACAUGAAGAGGAAAGGCAAAUAUAAGGCUACCAUGUACUUAGGCGUUGAAUUCCAGAGAGACGUUCUUAAGAGACUAUCCAAAUACAGAAAGGGUUGUGUUGACAGCAAGGGGUGUGUUGACUUAAAAUGUAUAGAUUCGAGCAGCAGAAAAAGUCCUGUUCAGAAUUUAGUAGAUAAUUUAAAAGACCAUAAAAGGGUAAAAACCCUUGAAAGACUGCUCACAAGGAAUAGUAGCUGUCUCGAAAUUGUGCCACAAAGAGAGGAGACUGUUAAUGAAAAAUGUUCAACAGUAAUAAAUCAUCAAUGGAUAAAGGAAAAUGACCAAAUCGAGAUAGAUGAUUAUCUGUCUAUGUUUGGUGGGGUUUCCAUGUUUAAGUUCCAAAACGGCGUAUCAGAAUCAAAGGUUUUCAAGGAAAAUGUAUGUGAUAAAGAAAGUGUUGACCAAAGUGACGAGAAAUGUGAUGAAGAAAUACAAAUUGAUAAGGGUGAUGAUAAUGAUGGAGAUGAUGAGGAAGAAUCUUUAGACAAUGUGCAGAGUUGUCAAGGAACUUAACCUUUUGCAAUGGUAAAACUGAAAACAUAAUUGCAAUGCCUUUGUUACUGAAAACAUAAUUGCAAUGCCUUUGUUACUAGUAUAAAGCAAAACCAGCAUGCACAUCGCUGACAAGACUAUAUUUUGGCCAACAAUGCUCUAAUUUUUAGCUCACCUGUCACAAAGUGACAUGGUGAGCUUUUGUGAUCGCUUUUUGUCCAGCCAUCGUCCGUCCAUAAACUUUUACUUUAAACGACAUCUCCUCAGAAACCGCUAAGCCAAUUUAAUCCAAACUUUAAACGAAUGUUCCUUUGGCAGUCAACUUUAAAAAUUGUUCAAAGAAUUUAAUUCCAUGCAGAACUGAAAGAAAAAACUUAAAAAAUCUUCUUUUAAAAAACAGAAAGAGCUAGACCGUAAAUAUUUGGCAUGAAACAUUGUCUAGUCAGUGUCUACCAACUUUGUUCAAUAAAAGCCCAGGGGUCAAAAUUGGCCCUGCCCCAGGGGGUCAUUUUUUUCCCUUUAUGUAUAAAGUAAAAACUUAAAAAAUCUUCUUUUAAAAAACCCAAAGAGCUAGAGCCAAGAUAUUUAGCAUGAAACAUCUUCUUAUUGGUUUCUCAAAACUGUGUUCAAAUAAGGGCACUGGGGUUGAAAUUGGCCCCGCCACGGGGGUCAUUGAUUUUCCUUAUAUGUGUAUAGUAAAAACUUAAAAAAUCUUCUUUUAAAAAUCCCAAAGAGCUAGAGCUUAGAUAUUUAUCAUGAAAGAUCUUCUAAUGGGUGUCUACCAAGUUUAUUCAAAUAAAAGCCCUUUGGUUAAAAUUGGUCCUGCCCUGGGGACCUAUAUAAAGGUGAGCGAUUUCAGGUCCAUCAUGGCCCUCUUGUCAUUGUAAUAUGAUGAAUGGUGAUAGACAUUUUAAAAUAAUAGAUUGACCCGUCUUUUUGGAAAAGUUAAACUUUAAGCUCAACUGAGCACAAGGUGAAACAAGAGGGCGAUGAUGACCCUUAAAUUGCUUACCUGAUUUAGGCUCUUAAUAUUGUAAACAAUGAAUGAAAAGCAGAUAUUAAGCAGAUAUUAAACUGAUAUUAUAAAGUUUAUAUCUGCACAUAAAAUAGUGCAAAUGUAAACAAGAUGUAUCCAUAUUUGGUCUUUGUGACCUAGUUUUUGACCCAAGAUGACCCAUAUUUGAACUUAACCUAUGUAUAGUUUGGUGACAGGAAGAAACAAGAGCACUGCGGGGCAAUGUAUGACUGAAUGUAAAUUUGUUUGAGAAAUCAAAAAUAAUUUUUCAAUUAGGGCAGAGAACCAUUCAAGAAAGUUGUCUGAAAAUUGUUUUAUCUUAAUUAUCCUUAUGAUGCUAUAAUGACCUCCAAGGUGUAGAAAUUUUUUAUCUUAAGUGCAUAAUUCAUAUAACUUUUAUAGUAUAUAAGUAUAAGGCAAUGCCAAAUAUAGAGGCAUAGUAUUAUCCACAAAAAGAUAAGAUGUGUUGUUAUCUUGUAGACCUUGGUCUACUUAAAGCAACUGACUCCCUGAGGAUAAUGAUUAAUAAAUCUUUUGUAGAAAUCUACAGUUUGAUGCUACAUGCCAAAUAUCAAAGCUGUAAGCUUUAUAAUUUCACACAGUAAGACUUAAAAGUGUUUUCCUAUAAUCAUUGACCCCAGGGAAGACCAAAUUUGCAGACAUUCACAAGGUAAUGCUACAUGCUAAAUAUCUUGGCUCUUGUCAUUGUAGUUUCACAAAAUAAGACUGAAAUGUUUUUCUGAUACAAACAUAAAUCAAAAUAAAACAAACCUUUGAUAUGGUGGAGGUAUAUUGACAAUAUUUUUAUGAUUUGGCCACACAGCAGACAGGAAUUGUAUUCCUUCAUGGCCACUUUAAACAGUUUCUGCCCGGCAAUCAAAUUUACACAUGAUGAAGACCUCAGGUCAGCACAUUUUCUAGAUAUACACAUAACAAAAGAUGAUGUAGGGAAACUACAUGCUAGUUUGUAUACAAAACCUACCGAUGCACACAUGUACUUACAUUACACUUCCUUCCAUCCUGAACACCAAAAGAGAAGUAUUCCGUACAGAAUAUGCGGUAUAUGUAGCAAUGACCUAUCUUAUGAUGAAUGCACUAAUUGUCUUUAUGAGAACCUAAGAUCUAGAGGCUACCCUUCCAGUCUCAUACGUCAUGCAAUAAAUAAGGCCAAAAAAAACACAACAGACUUGAAUUUCUUUCUAAACAACAAAAGUACACGGAAUAAAAAAAUGUUAUCCCUUUCAAAACAACAUAUAACCCCUAUGUUCCAGAUAUACAACAGAUUCUCAGCAAUUGUUUAAGAAUAUUAACAAAAAACAUAUCUACGCGUUUUAAAAAUAAUUCCAAAAUAAUUGCUGUUCACCGGAAAACUAGAAAUAUUAAGAAUAAUCUUGUCAAAACAGACAACAGGAUAUAGGGACUUUUCAUUAACAAUUAAGAACUUUACAACAGACCACUAUUUAAAUAACUCUUGGCAUGUUGCCAAUUUAAUUCUAUUUUUAGUAACAAGAUUCUUAUAAUUAGUAACAACAUCAUAAAGCGUAGCUGUUUUUUUAGCACUUUAAUAGACAAAAUUUUGAUUGAAAUUGUCCUGAUGAAGGUCAUAUAAUUGACUGUAACUUAAGUAGACUCAAAUAAAAUAUUGUAAACUUG
Molecule: messenger RNA, 6917 nt
Organism: Ruditapes philippinarum (Manila clam)
Lineage: Eukaryota; Metazoa; Mollusca; Bivalvia; Venerida; Veneridae
Exons: 8
Coding region: 641-4270 (1209 amino acids)
Source: RefSeq, a predicted model, not a curated record